AUGACUUCGCUCAUUUCCAAGCAGCUCGCCGACGGCAUUCUUGCCCGCCCCUUCCUGAAGAGCAUCUUCGUCCCCUUCUCCAACUGGUACGCCAACGCUGCCGGCCACCGCAAGCUCGGCUUGAGGCUCCGGAAGACAACACAGAAACUAAUUGCCAAUUUUUCCUUCGACUGCAGAUUCGACGACCUCAUCGAGGAGGAGACCGAUAUCGUCCAGAAGGCCCUGAAGCGCCUCUCCCCCAAGGAGUCCUACGACCGCGUCUACCGCAUCCGCCGCGCCGUCCAGCUCUCCUACCAGCACAAGCUCCUGCCCAAGAACGAGUGGACCAAACCCGAGGAGGACUACCCCUACCUCGGACCCAUCAUCCAGCAGAUCCAGGCUGAGGAGGCCGAGAGGCUGGCCUUUGAGACCAUGGAGGAGGCGGAGAGAGCGAGCCGCGCGCACGAUGCUGUAAAACCCACUGCAGUGCAUCAACAUCAUGAUUGGCGGUGCCUUGUUACCAAUGAGGCUGCAAAGAUGUGGUCGACAAUCGGAAUCAAAAUUACAUCAGCACCUGACAAGAUACAAUCGAAUCUCGGGGCGUACUUCUUGAAUCAUGCAGCUAUUGACGAAUUGAGUUCUCGAUUUGGAUUUUUGGUAGAUCAGAUUCGCACACGCCCGCAAGACGGAUUAGUGAAAGAUGAUCUCACGUCGCCAAAAGACUGCACAAAAAGAGGAUCCGAGGAUGCAAAGGCAAUUCAAGAUAUGGUCAACAUCACUUCACAUCAGAACAAUCUUCACUCCAGACGACUAAAGGCGAGACUCCGUGACUUGCCGCUCAUUGCUAGAGCAAACGCCCCUUUCCAGGUAUCUUCAACUCUACCGCCGCUGGACUUUAACAAAAGUAGCACUCCAUUCACAGACAACGGAAGAAAACCAGACACCGGCGAGUCCAGUAAUGGCAAUUUGCGGGCGGUCUCCAUCUUGUUAAACGACAAUACACAGGGCCAUCGCCGCAUGCAAGAACACCAUCAAGAUAAAGAGGCUUAUGGAGCUGACUACAUUAUCUUCCAAGCAAUGUCUUUCCGUCUACAAGGCAAGAUAAGCGCCCCUCCGUCCCCUUUCCCCGGUCCCACCCUCCGCCCAGUAACACGAGAAGAGAACAGGGACGACGGCUAUCGCAAGACUUUUCACGCAUCAGUCAAGGCCUUGGCCUGA
This is a messenger RNA of Colletotrichum lupini, 1197 nucleotides long. Its product is annotated as ubiquinol-cytochrome C reductase complex 14kD subunit. The transcript is spliced from 14 exons. Lineage: Eukaryota; Fungi; Ascomycota; Sordariomycetes; Glomerellales; Glomerellaceae. Gene Ontology annotation, biological process: mitochondrial electron transport, ubiquinol to cytochrome c. The record is from RefSeq and is a predicted model, not a curated record. Bases 1 to 1197 code for a protein of 398 amino acids.